Molecule: messenger RNA, 315 nt
Organism: Aphanomyces invadans
Lineage: Eukaryota; Oomycota; Saprolegniomycetes; Saprolegniales; Verrucalvaceae
Exons: 1
Coding region: 1-315 (104 amino acids)
Source: RefSeq, a predicted model, not a curated record
AUGCCCCGCGAUGCACUCGUGGAAGUGUCCACCCGCGAAGACUGCACAGUGAACAUGGCGGUGCGCACGACGACCAAAGGCGCUGCGGAGUCCAUGGAAGAGACCAGCACCGACGACACCCAGCAUCUCGCCCUCCCGUGCCACUCGCUCCCUUCCCUCGUAUACUAUGUGAGCCAACCCAUCCUCCAAAGCAAUCGCGAUGCUGCGCCCGUGGCGGCCACAUCCCAUCGACACCACGCGGACUCUGUCACCAAUGACAGCGACGACGGCGGUGGCGGCGAUGGGAACGACGACAUGGGGGCCGUCAAGUCGUAG